This is a messenger RNA of Plasmodium gaboni, 9345 nucleotides long. RefSeq lists its product as hypothetical. The record is from RefSeq and is a predicted model, not a curated record. Bases 1 to 9345 code for a protein of 3114 amino acids. The transcript has 2 exons. Lineage: Eukaryota; Apicomplexa; Aconoidasida; Haemosporida; Plasmodiidae.
AUGAAAGAAGAUAGUUCUAAUGAUCCACAUAUUAACAGAAUAUAUACACAAAAUAAAACGAUAUGUCUAAAUGCACCUAUUCCAAAUAACCAAGGAAAUAAUAUAAAAAGCAACGAUGAUGAUAAGAAUAAUUAUUGUAAUAAUGAUAUAUAUUAUAAAAAGAAUAAUGAUAUGUUAAUAUCAAAUACUUCAGAAAGUACAGACAGGAGAUAUUACUCACAAUGUGUUGAUUCUAAUCUUGAUAAGAAUUAUGUAUCCAAUAGAGAUACUAGAUGCAAUAAUGCAAUUGUAAGAACUUAUUCGUAUAGAAAAGAAAUAUCUCCUAAUCACAAGAAGAAUACAAUAUUUAGAGAUAAAUAUAUUUUUCCUAAUGACCAAAGGAAUUAUAAAAAUUUAAGAGAACAUGCUACAUAUAAUAAUAACAAUGAACAUAAAACAAAUGAAGAAAAUUUAUUUCAUGCUUCGUAUGUAUAUAAUGUGAAUCAAAGUGUAUCAUCUGAUCAAGCUAGAGACAUUAGAGAAAAUAAAAAUGAAAAAAUUACAAAUAGUUGUUCUAGAAAUAGUAAUAUAAUAAAUGAAGGAGAUAAUUAUAAAAAUAUGAAUAUUUCUUCCAGACCAACUUUAAAUGUAAGUUCUUUAAAUAUGAAAGAUAUUAAUGUGCAUAUGAUAAAAAAUAAAAAAUAUCCAGAAAAUUAUAUAAAUCAAAAAAUAAUGAAUAAUAAUAAUAAUAAUAAUAAUAAUAAUAAUAAUAAACAUAUGAUUGAAAAGGAGAAAUGUAUAAGUGAAUUUUAUUCAUAUUCACAACCUCUAAAUCCCAUGAUAUUUAAUAAUAACAAUGCUGGAAAUAUGAUGUUGAAUAGAAAUAUAUUAAAUAAUUCUCAUAUGAAUGCGAAUAUGGACACAUUAAAUUAUUAUAAGAAUUAUAUAAACAACAAUAUAAGGAAUGAACAAAAAAUGGAUAAUAAUUAUAUGAAAGAAAAUAAACAUAUGAACGAGGAUAUUUUAAAUAACGACAUGUUGAGUAAUGAUAUUCUGAACAAUGAAAUUGUUAGCAGUGAUAUAAUAAAUGAUAAUAAUAUAAGGAACACCAUAACAGAUGGUAUUGGGAGUUAUUAUAAUUUGGGAUCUAAUAAAAUGAGGAUGUUCAACGUAUGUAGAAAUAUAUCACAAUCAUGUAAUAAUGACAAUAAUAAUAAUAAUAAUUAUAAUAAUUAUUAUAACAAUAAUUAUAAUUAUAAUUAUAAUGACAACUGUGAACAUACAAAACACAAUUUUCAUAACAGUAGGAAUGAUUAUGAAGAUGCACAAAAUAACGAUAAAGAUGAUAUAACUAAAGAAAUAGAAAAAAAUAUAUCUUUAUUGUGCAACCAAUCUCAUGUUGAUAAUUAUGAUAUGGAUAAUUCUAUAGGUAUCCAAGAAAACACAGUAAAUAGAAAUUAUAUAAAUCCUUUGAUAUAUAUGAAUGAAAAAGAAGAAAAUUGUUUUAAUAAAGGUCCUUAUAAUGAUAAUAAUGUAGAGAUGAUAAAUAUCCAUAUGACAAGCAAUAGUCAUGAUAAUGAGAAUAAUAAUGAAGAUAUGCAAUAUGGAAAUAAUUCAAUAUAUGAUCAUAUGACAACAAAUAUGGAUUAUAAAGAAGAGAAAUCAAAUAAUAUAAAGGAUAAGAAUGAUAUUCAUAUGAAUAAAACCUUUAUAUAUAAUACUACUUAUGAAUCUAUGCCUAAAAGAAACAUGAAUAUUUAUAAUAUUACAAAUAAGGAUAAUCAAUAUUAUAAUAAUAAUUAUAUUCAACAUAAUAAUAAUUAUAUUCAACAUUAUAAUAAUUAUAGUCAACAUUAUAAUAAUUAUAGUCAACAUUAUAAUAAUUAUAGUCAACAUUAUAAUAAUUAUAGUCAACAUUAUAAUAAUUAUAGUCAACAUUAUAAUAAUUAUAGUCAACAUUAUAAUAAUUAUAGUCAACAUAAUAAUAAUUAUAGUCAACUUUAUAAUAAUUAUAGUCAAUAUGAUAAUAAUUCUGGUCCAUAUCAUAAUAAUAUUGAACCUAUGAUGAAGAACACUCCUUAUAACAUGGAGAAUAGACAAGAUGGAAAUCAUUUAAAGGAAAACAAUUAUUUGAAUAAUACAUAUAAUAAUUAUAAUAAUAUGAAUAACAAUUAUGAAAAUUAUUAUUAUCAACAUAUUUCUUCUUCAAAUGAUAAAGAAAUAUAUGAUAGAAAUAAUAAUCCCUCAAAAAAAAUAUGUUUACGCUCGAAUAGCACAAAUACGUAUAACAAACAAACUAUUUUAUAUACUAAGAAUAUGAAACCUAAUAAUUUUUAUUAUACACAUAAUAUUAUUCAAAAUAAAUUCUUAAAAAAUGAAAAAGAAAACAAGACAAGAAAUAGCACUUAUAAUUCUUUUCCUACUAGUAUAAAUACGGAACAAAAAAAAUGUGAAACGACAAAAAAAGAUACAAAAGGGAAUUUAAUACAAACAGGAUAUGACACAAUCUAUCAGAUUAAUGAAGAAUGUGACAAUUAUAUGGAGAACUCAUCAAAAAAUUUAAAUGAAUAUAAUCAAUUGGAUGAUCAAAAUGGUAUGUAUAAUCAGAAUAUUUCAUAUAAUCAUAAUAUUAUGAAUAAUUAUGACCAUUCUGUUGAAAAUGGAGAGGUGCAGGCAAAUAUGAACAAAACUGAUUUUGAUAAUACACCUAUAAGUGGCUGUGAGAAUUAUCACAUGAUGAAUAAAAACAAUGAAAUGGUGGAUAUAAAUAAUAAUUUGAAAGUAUAUGAAUCAAAUACCAUGUUAGAUUCUAGAAAUGUAAAUAUUUCCAAUCCAGUUAAUGAAAAUGAUAUAAAUAAGAUAGAAAGAGAUAAUAUGAACAAAGAUGAAGAUAAAGAUAAAGAUGAAGAUGAAGAUGAAGAUGAAGAUGAAGAUGAAGAUAAAGAUGAGAAUAAAGAGGUAUCAAUGGAUAGGGAGGUAUAUGAUACAAUAAAUAAUAAUAAUUAUGAUAAUAAUAAUAAUAAUUAUGAUAAUAAUAAUAAUUAUGAUAAUAAUAAUAAUAAUUAUUAUGAUUAUUUUAAUUGUUAUUCACAAGAUAAUAAUAUAAAUAAAUUAGACCCAUAUGAAAUAGAAACAGGAGGAAAAAUAAAAAAUGAUAUAUCUUUACAAAUAAAAAAAGAAAACGAAUAUAAAAAUACCAAAAAUAUUUUAAAUGAUUAUAAUGUAAUAAACAAAUGUGUAGAACAUAAUAAUGAACAAUUAAAAAAUCAAAUAAUAGAAAAUGAACAUGAACAAAUUGAAAAAGAAGAAGAGACUAAUGACUUAGUAUUCUUACAAAGAAUUAAUAAAAAUUUUGUAUAUAAUACAAAUGAAAAUAAUUAUAUAUAUAAUAUAGAAAAUGAUUAUAAAAAUGAAGAAGUAAACAAAAAUAUAAAUAUAGGUAUAGAAAAAGGAUAUACUCAUUCUUCUUAUAAUAAUGUUUCUAUAAAUCAAACAGUAGAUUAUAAUAAAAACAAUAAUUAUGAGAUAAAUGCAAAAAAAAAUUAUGAUAAUAAUGAUAUGAUAAGUAAAGGAAUAAAUAUGAAUAAGGAAUCCAUAUUAUAUGCACAAGGUAAUAAAAUCAAUGAAAAUUAUAAAAUGAUGAAUGUAGAGAACCAGGACGAUAUUUCAAAAGAGGGAAAUGAACAAUCUGAAUAUAUGAUGAAUAAUACAAAUAGUAUAAAUAAAAAUAUAGAUGUUAAUAAUGGUUGUUAUAUAAAUAAUGAAAAUAAUGUGUAUCUUGAAGAAAAUAAUAAUAAUAUUAAUAAUAAUAAUAAUAUUAAUAAUAAUAAUUAUUAUUAUUAUAUUAAUGAUAAUAGAUAUACAAAUGACCAAGUUUCUGGCACAAAGAUUCUAAACCAUAACAACAACCAUUUAUAUAAUAAUACAUAUGAUGUGAAUAAUUUAAAUGUUAAUAAUAUGAAUGUAAAUAACAUAAAUAUAAAUAAUAGAAAUAUUAAUAUGAAGAGUAUGCAUAUAAAUAAUGUAAAUAUGAUUAAUACGUGUAAUAUGGCAUUUAUAAAAAACCAACCAAAUAAUAACAAUAAUAAUAAUAAUAAUAAUAGUAGUAGUUGUUGUUAUAAUUAUAAGAGUAACGAUAUUACUUCUAUUCUUCAUAAUGUCAACGAUGCUCCUUAUGAUACUUAUAAUGAAAUACCUCCAGCUUUAAACAAUAAUUAUAUAAAUACAAAUAAUAUGUUAAUAAAUAAUAAUAAUAAUAGUAAUAAUAGUAAUUACUAUAAUAAUAACAAUUAUAACAUUAAUCAUGAUCAUAGUAUGUACACUGAAAACAUACAAUCUAACCAAAUAUCUUCUGAUAAUAUUCAUCUAACUAACCAAUUUGAUAUAAAUAAAAAUGGGAUUCAACAAAAUAAUAUACUAAUAAAUAAUAAUGAACUCAAUGAAAAUAUUCAAAUGAUCCCACAAAAUGAUAUAUACUUUACAUCUACUUCGUCUAAUAAUAAUAUUAGGCCCAACUCUAAUUUUAUAUGUACACAUGGUAAUAAUAAUAAUAUUAAUAUUAACAAACUACCAAAUAUAAAUGAGAAGCAAGAUGUGAUUCUUUCUUCAUCGCCAAUUAUAGAUUCUAAUAUGUGCGCAGGAUCAUCUCACCUUCAACAUAAUAAUUAUAAAAAUGAGUUCCUAGAUAAUGGUUAUAACCCACAUUGUAAUAUAAAUAAUAAUGAUCCGAAUUAUUUUAAACAAGAAGAUGAUUGCGUGAAUGAAGAAGGGAUUGAUGAGAAUUACCAAAAAAGUGUGAGUCUGAACAUUAAUAUGAAACAGAGUAAGAAUAAAAAAUGUAAUAAUAACGAUGGAAAGAAAAAGAAUAACAAGAACGUAAAAGAAGAUAAGAAAAAUAAUAUGAUAAAUAAUAAUGAAAAUAAUAGUAAAAAAAAUAAGAAAAUUCGAAAAGCCAAAACUUUUGGAGGUACCGUAAAAAAAGGAGGAACUAUUAUCAACCUAGAAACAGAAUCACAACGUAUUAAAAGAACCCCUUUUUGUAUUUAUUCUUUAAAUGAUAUAUGUAAUCAUCUAAGAUAUGGUAAGAAAAGUGCUAAUUCUAUAAAUGGUAUGGUGAAAACGUUAUCAUGUGAUUGUCAGAUUCAUAAUGAUAUGAAAUGUCUCCAUCAAUAUAUUAAUUUUUUAAUAGCUCAAAAGGAAAAAGAAGGGAACAGAGACAAAAAUGAAGAAGAUAUAAAUGGUGGGGUAGAUAUAAAUGAUGGGGUAGAUAUAAAUGGUGGGGUAGACAUAAAUGAUGAGGUAGAUAUAAAUGAUGAGGUAGAUAUAAAUGAUGAGGCAGAAGAUACAAAUGAUGGGGUAGAAGAUACAAAUGAUGGGGUAGAUACAAAUGAUGAACAACGAAGAAAGAAAAAGAGAAAAAAAAUAAAAAAACAAAAUUGCUUACAUAUAAAAACAGAUGAAAAGAAUGAUGACCAUAUAGAUAAUACAUGUUGUAAUAAUAACAUAGAUGGUGAUUGUUGUGUAGAUAUUGAAUGUUGUGAUAAUGAUGAGAGUGAGAACGAAAGUAUUAAUUAUGAGAAUAUACUUGAAAAAUAUAAAGGAGAGUUGGAUAAUUAUAAAUAUUAUUAUGACUUUGAUGUAAAAAUAAAGAAAGGAUAUAUUUUAAAAGAUAUUUUAUUAAAUAAAUAUGUAUGUAAUUUAUAUAAUUUUAAUGAGUGCACAAAUAUUAUAUAUAAUAUAAGAAGAAUAUGGCAUCCAUCAUUUAAUAGACCAUUAGGUGAUAUAGGAAGAAAACUUAUAUUAAAAGAAAUUCGAGAACAUCAUCAUAGAGAUGCUGAAAAAACUACAAAAUUAUUAUUACAAAAUGGAUUGGAUUAUGGCAAGGUAAGAUUUAUGAAAGUAAAUGAAUUAUAUCAUUAUAUGUAUGCAUUAGGUGUUUUUGAAUAUGCUGUUAAGAUAUCUUUAGAAUUUGGUUCUAAUAUUCGAAUGAGUACUAUAAGUUCAAAAAUAGAUCAUGUUAAUUUAUGUAAUAAUAUAAAGAGUGGUUAUUCUUAUUGUCUUAUUUGUUGUUCUCAAAAAAUUCGUAUCGGUUCCAUUGUAAAUCAGACAAUAAAUUUAAUGAAUUAUAAAAUUUUAAUUAAUACUUAUGCUCAUUAUUUUUAUUAUUUUGUUAAAAAAAAAAAAUUAAAAAAAGUAAUAAAUCAAGAAGAAUAUGAAACCAUGGAUCAAAUUCUGAAUAAGGAUUCUAAUAAUAUAGGUAAUAUUAUUAUUAAAUCAAAAAAAAAUUUUUUUUUUAAAAAAUAUACAAAUAGGCAUUUUACUAAUGAGCAACAAAUAUAUUCUAUAAAUAGAAAUCCUAAUAGUUAUAUAAAUAAAAACAAAAAAUUUCACAUUAGUAAUAAAAAAUAUAAUAAUUAUCAUAUUAAUUAUUAUAGUGAUAGUAGUUAUUGUAGUAUUGUGCUCAUAGAUAAUGAGUACCUUCAUGAUGAUUUUUAUGAUAAAAAAAGUUGUCACAUAAGAGUAUCUUAUAUUUCUAAUACAAGUGACAACGAAAAUAUUAAUUAUAAUGAUCAUCAAAAUUAUAUUCAAAAUGAUACUUAUUCUAGUAUUAAAUGUGGAAGUAAUAAGAUAUGCUAUAGUAGUAUUUAUAGUGUAAAUGAUCUUAUCAUGAGUAAUAAUAGUAAACAAAGUAAUAAAGAAGACAAGGAUAAGGGUGAAGAAGAAGGUAAGGAAAAAAACAAGCAAAGUAAAUGCCAUAAAAAAGAUGACGUUUUAAAAAGAUAUAGCAUGUAUUUAAAAAAUCCAAAAGAAAAUAAAACAAAGAAAGAUAAGAAACCCAAAUCAGAUGAAGAUACACAGAAAUAUCCUAUAACACAAAUUGUUGACAAUAAAAUUUUUCAUUUAAAAAAUUCAUAUGUUAUAGAUGAUGAAAAAAAUGAAAUCAGUUCGUUAUCAAUAAAUUAUCAAGCUAAGAAUGAAUGUCAUAUAUAUUAUCAAAAUGGAGGACAAGUAGAACGUUUUAAAAAUGAAAUGAUACAUAUUAAUAUCGACAAUAGAAAUAGUGAAUACACGCAAAAUAAUAUGAAUGAAGAUAAAACAAAUGAGAAAGGUGAGCAUUAUAGAAAUGGUAAUAAUAAUAAGAAGAAGAAUAAGAGGAAAAAAAAUAAAAAGACCAAUAAGGAUGAUGUUGACAAUGAUGAAAGUAGUAGCGAUUCUGAAUCUGAUAGUGAUAAAAGAAAAGAUGAUGAUGAUGAUAAUAAUAAAAAAGAUGAUAAUAAUAAAAAAGAUGAUGAUAAUAAUAAUAAUAAUAAUAAUAAUAAUAAAAAUAACUAUAGUAGUAAUAAUUAUUAUUAUUAUUAUCAAUAUGAUUAUCAAAAAAAUGAAUGUAAUAGAUAUUAUCAAUAUAGAGAUAACGACAACAAUUUAAGAUACAACAAUAAGACUGAUUAUAAUAAUCAUAUUCUAUAUAAUUAUCAAGGGGAGUAUAAUAAUAAGAUAUAUUGUAACAAGGAUGAUAAUAAUAUAAAUAAAAAUAUAAAUAUAAAUAAUUAUAAUUAUAAUAGAAUUAUAGAUAAUUAUGAAAACAAUUCUAUUAACAAUCCUACAGAUAUAUCAAUAAUAAACAAGGAUAUGAUCUUAUAUUCUAAUGAGAAAAAAAGUAAACAUGAAAAUUUAAUAAAAAUUAUUCCUGAUGAAAAAAUUAUAUGGUCCAUUUUAAAAAGUGAUAUAUCUCCUAGCUUAACUCAGUUUUUUUUUAAUUUUAUUAUAAAAAAAAAUCAAAAUAAUUAUUUUUCAAACAAAAAUUAUAUAAAAUAUGAUAAUGAUAUGGAUGAUAUGUAUAUUAAUAAAACAGAUAUUAAAACAACAGACAGCUAUAAAAAUUAUAUAAAUUCCUCAAAUAUUAAUAGAAAUAAUAUAUCACAAGUAUAUAAUAAUUUAUCUUACUACACAAAUAAUAAACAUGUUCCAUAUAGAAAUUUAGAUAAUAAUGAAGUUGCAUAUGUAAAUAAAAAAAAAUCUUCAGAACAAUAUUCAUUACAAAAUGAGACCUGUAUAAAUAAAAAAUAUAUAGAAUAUAUAAAUAGUUAUGAUGAUAAUAUAAAUAUAAUACAAAGAGAUAAUCAAGAUAAAGAUAAAUACAUAGACAAAACAAACCAAAAAUAUAUUUAUAUAAAUAAUGAUAAUAAAGUAUGUACUGAUAAUAUUUUAAGAACCCAAACAGAUGAUAUUAUUUUUGAAGAUAUGUCAAAAAAAGAAAAUGAGAUAAAAUAUUAUACAAAUAAUAAUAUUAAUACAAAUAUAACUAACGAUAAAUUAUAUAAUAAUAAUAAUAAUAAUAAUAAUAAUAAUAAUAAUAAAUUAAAUAAAUUAUUUAUAGAAAUAAAAAAAAAUAAAUUAUGUAAAUAUAUACUUGAUAAAAUUAAAGAAAUAAAAUAUCAUAUAACAUAUAUGGAGAAUAUAAAAACUAAUAAUAAAAAAAGAAAAAGAAAUAUAACACAUCCAUAUUCUAUGAUUUAUCAAAUUAAUAAUUUCUUAAUUAACACCAACCCUUUUCAUAAUUCUUUUUUUCUUAAUGAAAUGAAUUACUCUGCCCUUGCAUAUAAUUAUAAAACGUAUCACAAAAAUGAAAAUAAUAAUAAUAAUAAUAAUAUUAGUUGUUAUUGUUAUUGUAGUGGAGGUGUAGAUUUAAGUGUAGGUAGAUAUGUAUCAAACACGUUGGAAACCACAAAUAAAAAUUUUCAUCAUAAAUAUUUAUUAUCACAUGAACAUUCAUAUAAUCAACACAAAGAAGGAGGAAAAAAUAAAAAAAAAAUUAAAAAAAGUAUCAAAAGAUUUUUCGAAUUUGCACACAUUUUUAAGAAGAUAUCACAAAAAAAAAAAGAAAAUAUGAAGGAUGAAAAUAUGCAUUUAUAUAAUGAAGACAAAAAAUGUAAAAACUUCAAAACCAUAAGACACAACGAGCAACUUCAUGAACAGGUUCUAUUUAUCAAUUCAAAAAAAUAUAACGAUGAAAUUAUAAAUGUUAACAAAAAUAUUAAAAAUGAAGAAGAAAUUAAUUUAACAUCUAAGUGUUUAAAACAGAAUAUACAAAAAAUAAAAUAUAAUGAUGAUAAAAAAAAGUAUAUAAAUAAUGAAGGAAAUAAUAUAUCAAUAGAUAAUGCAUCAUAUAAAAAAAAAGAAAAAAAAAUUUGGUCAUGUUUUCCAAAUUUUGAAAAAUCAAGGAAAUUAAAAUUUAUAAGAAAACAAAAAAACAAAAAAACAAAAUUUAAGAAAAUUAUAAAUUAUUUAAUUCAAAACUAUAAAAUUAAAAAUAUAAAUCAAACAAAUCAUUAUAAAAAUAAUUUUCAUGCUGAUGUUUAUUUAUAA